UCCUCUUUCCAGCACAGCGCAGUAAAGCAGCUGCAGGUCGAUCGGUGGAAGUCAUUCACAGAAAAGGGAUACUGCACAGGAGACCUACGCAAAGCGGAGAUUGCGGUUUAUGCGUUGCGUUUUACGUACGAUAGAGUUUACUUCAGAGGAAGGACAUCAGAAGGCUACAGAAGGAUUGCUAUCUGUUUCUGCAAUAGCCCUGCAGCUUCAAAGAUGACAUGCUCGUGAUGCCUCUCUCGUCUCUUGGGUUUAAUGCAGCUGGUUCAGACUGACCUCUUUAGCAUCACAGCAGCACUUCAACAUAAGCAGAAACCAGCUGAGUAAAGCACACAUGCCCAACUACAAAUUUCAGAUCCCAAACCAAAACUCGUCUCUUGGGUUUAAUGCAGCUAGUUCAGACUGACCUCUUUAGCAUCACAGCAGCACUUCAACAUAAGCAGAAACCAGCUGAGUAAAGCACACAUGCCCAACUACAAAUUUCAGAUCCCAAACCAAAAGUGCAUUCCAGAGGCCCGCCUUGGCAGCUAGAGGAGAGGUCGGCCUCCGUCAACAUGACAGUGUUGCCACGGUACGUGGCUUCCCUGGCUGUGCCUGGCCUUAUCCUCUGUUUCAUCACUCUUCCAUUUCCUGCUAUACUAUCCCAGAGGCCCCCUCUCCCCACAGAGCCCUCCCCCACCCCAGCACCCCACACAAGGCCGGAGUGUACCCGCCUAGAGCACCCCGUCGUCUCUAUUCAAGCUCUAAGUCCUUUGAUCUCAACUUUCUCCCAUCCUGGUGUAAGGGACUACUCCCAGCUGACCCUUGACCUCACCAGGAAUGAACUUAUAGUGGGAGCGAGAAACUACCUCUUCAGACUAAAUCUAAGCAACAUUUCACUAAUUCAGGCAACGGAAUGGGGCCCAGACGAAGACACCAGGAGGUCCUGUCAAAGCAAAGGGAAGACGGAGGUGGAGUGUCAAAACUACAUCCGCGUGUUGCUUGUCAACAAGACAGAGGUGAUCACCUGUGGUACCAAUGCCUUCCAGCCCCUUUGUAUCACCAGAGAGGCAGGGAACAUGAGCAGAGUGUUGGAGAGGGUGAAUGGAGUGGCCCGUUGUCCCUACGACCCCCGUCAUAAUUCGACGGCUGUGGUGACCGAAAGCGGAGAGCUGUACGCCGCCACGGUCAUCGAUUUCUCCGGCCGGGACCCUGUCAUCUACCGCAGCCUAGGAGGAAUGCCGCCUCUGCGGACCGCCCAGUACAACUCCAAAUGGCUUAAUGAGCCUCACUUCAUCUCGGCUUACGACGUGGGUCUUUUCACCUUCUUCUUCUUGAGGGAAAACGCAGUGGAGCACGACUGCGGUAAGACAGUGUAUUCACGGGUGGCACGGGUGUGUAAGAACGACAUAGGAGGCCGAUUCUUGCUGGAGGACACGUGGACCACCUUCACGAAGGCCAGACUCAACUGCUCACGGUCGGGAGAGAUCCCAUUCUACUACAAUGAACUACAGAGCACCUUCUACCUGCCCGAACAGGACCUCAUCUAUGGCAUCUUCACCACCAAUGUGAACAGCAUUGCUGCCUCUGCAGUUUGCGCGUACAACCUCAGCGCAAUCACACAGGCUUUUAACGGGCCCUUCCGCUCCCAGGAGAACCCUCGCUCCACAUGGCUGCCCACCCCGAACCCCAUCCCUAACUUCCAGUGUGGGACCAUAGAGGAAGAAGGGCCUAAUGAAGGACUAACUGAACGCAGUCUGCAGGACGCCCAGCGGCUCUUCCUCAUGAAUGACGUGGUUCAGCCAGUUUCUGUGGACCCGCUGGUCUGGCAGGAUGAUGUGCGCUUCUCUAAGUUGGUUGUUGACAUUGUGCAGGGGCAGGACAAUUUGCACCAUGUCAUGUACAUAGGCACAGAGUAUGGAACUAUUCUUAAGGCCCUGGCAACCACAAAUAAGAGCCUGCAAGGUUGCUACUUGGAGGAGAUGCAACUCUUCCCUCCUGGCCUGCGUGAGCCAAUCCUGAGCCUUCAAAUACUCCAUGGUGACAGGACUCUUUUUGUGGGCCUGAAUGACAAAGUGCUCAAGAUCCCUCUGGCAAGAUGCUCCAGCUACAAAACAGAAUUGAUGUGUUUGGAUGCUCGGGACCCUUACUGUGGUUGGGACCGAAAGCAGCGCCGCUGCACCACCAUAGAGGACAGCUCCAACAUGAGCCAGUGGUUCCAGAACAUCACUGCCUGCCCGCUGAGGAACCAAACCGCAGAUGGUGCAUACGGGCCCUGGGCUCCAUGGCAACCCUGUAGCCAUGAUGACGGCGAAGGCACCAGUACGUGUCUUUGUCGAUCGCGAGCAUGCGAUAGCCCGUCCCCUCGCUGCGGAGGUAAAAACUGUGAGGGUCCCACCAUUGAGGUGUCCAACUGUUCAAGGAAUGGAGGAUGGACACCCUGGUCGUCCUGGGGCCAGUGCAGCACAAGUUGUGAGAUUGGGUUUGAAGUCCGCCAGCGAUCCUGUAACAAUCCUUCACCCAGGCAUGGCGGUCGCGUAUGUGUGGGGCAAAGCAGAGAACAGAGAUUCUGCAAUGAGAAGGUGUCGUGCCCUCAGCCCAUCUUCUGGUCAUCAUGGUCUCCCUGGUCCAAGUGCAGCUCAGAGUGUGGGGGAGGAGUGCAUUCGCGCUCCAGGAACUGUGAGAAUGGAAAUAGCUGUCCAGGGUGUGCGCUGGAGUACCAGGCGUGUAAUCUGGAGUCCUGUCCAGAGGUGCGUCGAAACACCCCAUGGACCCCUUGGGUGCCAGUGAACAUAACCCAGGGAGGGGCACGGCAGGAGCAAAGAGUACGCUACAUCUGCCGAGCCCAACUGGCUGACCCUCAUGAGCUCCAACUGGGCAAGCGUAAGGUGGAGACACGCUUCUGCCCCAAUGAUGGGACGGUAACCUGCGAAACAGACUCUCUAGUUGAGGAGCUUCUCAGAACGCCUAGUGUACGACUGACAGGCUCUGGCUGGUCAUCGUGGGAGAUGUGGUCAGCUUGUACUCAGGAGUGUUCCAAAGGCUACCGCACUCGCAAACGCACUUGCACCAGCGCAGAGGGCAAAAGCGUUCCCACUGCCUGCCGGGGAUCUUCAGUAGAAUAUCAGGACUGCAAUCCACAGCCCUGUCCAGUUAACGGCGCCUGGUCUUGCUGGUCAUCAUGGUCACAGUGUUCAGUGCCCUGUGGAGGCGGGCACUAUCAACGAACGCGCACAUGCACCAGCCCCGCCCCUGCCAAUGGAGGGGACAUCUGCAUCGGCUUGCACACAGAGGAGGCCCUUUGCAACACACACACCUGUGAUGGUGGGUGGAUGGCCUGGUCGGUGUGGUCUGAGUGUGAUGACUUGGGCCUGCAGCUGCGCAGUCGUGUGUGCGGGGCUCAAUCCACGCCAUGUGUGGGAAACAGCUCCCAGCACCGAGACUGCAAUGAGAUCCCAGCAAUUCUCCCUGCAUCUAGCUAUGAGAAGGACCAGCAGUGUGGGGGGUUCACUCUGCUUCACCUGAUAGCUACGGGUGUGUCGUGCUUCCUGGGUGCCGGCCUGCUGUCCUUCCUGGUGUAUGUGUACUGCCAGCGGUUCCACAAGCCCUCGCAGGAGUCUGCCGUCAUCCACCCCACCACUCCCAACCACCUCAACUACAAGGGCAACACCACACCAAAGAAUGAGAAAUACACACCCAUGGAGUUCAAGACUCUGAAUAAGAACAAUUUGUUGCCGGACGAGAGGACCAACUACUUCCCUUCUCCGCUUCAGCAGACAAACGUGUACACCACCACGUACUACCCCACAGCGCUGGGCAAAUAUGACUACCGCCCAGACUCCUCGCCCUCUCCCUGCAGAACCUAUAACCACAGCUGAGACACGUGUGCCAUCCGUAGCUUUAAGGCCGCUCUGGACGUCUCCUCCUAAAAUCCUCCACUUUUCCCACUCACACACUCUGCACCCGAUGAGGUGCUUGUUCCAACAUUCCAGCUGAUUUUUUCCCCCAAACUCUCUCCCCUGAGGACCGUGUCUCCUAAGUCAUGUCUUGCGGUGUCCGAUGGGGGAAAAGUCCAGUGAUUCAAACAGCACUUUUUAAAGAUUGUGUAGCUACACUGACUUUGAUAAAUGGAUGUCUUGAUUGAUCUCUGCAGAACUCCCAUUACUGGAAGGAGAUUUUGCUGAAGCUGAAGGUGGGAAGAGAAAAUUGUGCUGGCGUCCCGUACCAAUCCAACAAUAUUCAUUACGGGAAUGCAAUCUGCCACGCUGUGGCAGUUCUUUUUAAAACUACAUAAGAGAAGAAUAGACGAACACCAGACAAAAGAGAGCAAUCAAUGGUGACAUUAUCAGGUUUGGUUAGAACGGUGGUAUUUUUACCUUUGGAUGCAAAUGUAAGGACGUCCCACUGACUUCCGACCUUUGAGAGGCAAAUCUCUAACAAAAGAGGACGAGUCGCAGGAUCAAUGCAUCUCCUGGGUGGACUGUUUGGAUACGAGUUCGCAACCAACCUGCAAGAAAAAGAACAGCUUAAAAUAGGAUGCUAUUCAAAGCGGACUCUUAUAUAGAUUUUCAGCACGUUAAAAGCAUAAGGACAGAAGAAUGCCUCAUUCUUUCCCUAAAAAGUUGAAAAACCUUUUUUACUUGCGAAUGCAUGGGAAUUGAGGAAUAUUGCACCAAUAUGGAAUAUGCUUAGGUCUGAAGCAAACAUGUUCUACUCUGUUACUGUAAGUCCCGGUGGUCAUAUUAAAUAUGACUGGGUUCAAACCGAGAUGGACUAUAUUUUAUUAUGAAAAAUGUAGGAAAUACUGAUAGCUUGGCACUUGUUUUCUACGGUUAUUUUAAAGAGGGAAUUAUUCAGCAGUUGUAGGAUAGAUGGACAAUAGAGUUUAUUUAAGAUAAGAGUUCAAACAUUGAUGGAGCUAUACUGAACAUUUCAUAUAUUUUUUUUUAUUAUUGUUUCCAGAUGGUGUAUUCCUAACCAUCAUCACAUUCAUCAGAGAUAUGAGCAUAGGCGUACACCGGUAUAUGAGCAUCAUAUAUUCAUAAAAUUGCCCAGAGAGUCAACUCACACAGAAAUGAUCAAUGGAUCACUGUCUUUGUCACAUCAAACAAUAUCUGAAAAUAUAAUCUGCGUGCAGCACUAUGUGCUCAUCUCAGAUCUUAUUUUGGUCAUGUGUUCACAUGCUUCCCAGUGGCAUCACGCCCACAUUCCAGAUGCAACUCUCCAGUUAUCGACAAAAGCGAUUCAGGAACGGCAACUCUCAUCAGGAUGUAGUAUUUAUGGUAUGCUUGGUUUCUAAAGGGCAUUGAAAACUAAACUAAGCUAUUUUAUCAAGCUCGUUUAAUGAAUGGUAAGCCAACCAUGCUUUCAGCUAAGCAUGAGUACAUGGGUUGUAACUAAGUAAUGUCCCACCACGGAAACGUAAUGCCACACAAAGGUUAGUAUAAUGUACAUGUAUAUUGUAAAGCUAACACUGUUUUUUAAACGCCUUAUAGUUGUAAAAUAAUAUGUGCCGCAGCUGUGUAAAUAUACCAACCAUAGGGAUUGUGUGGGGAUGGAGCCUGUCAGUGUCCAGAGUUUAACUGCAGUAGAGAGACCCAUCUUGUUGACCAACCCUGAUCGAUAACAUCAAAGCUUAUACACUAGAGUCUCUACAAAACUGGGCAUAAUUCAUAUGAAUUGAUGAUUUUCAAAGUUCACAUGAUAUUUGGUUCACAAAUUUUACAUCAAUUAAGGCACUUCAAUAUCAUACUCAUUCAAAUACAUUUGCCUUUAAUUAUUUUGAUGUUGUCUGAUCCUGUCCAAGGUAUUUAAUGGGGAGGGUUUUUUUUGCUCCAUAAUGCUUGAAAUUUUAGUUGAUUGUUGUGGCUCACAUACCACACCUUUACAGAGAGGUCCAAAAAAUCCCAGAGAAUUACUAAAAUUGUUCCUACUAGAUUUUUUUAACAUCAUUUUAAUUGCAAAUAAUGUUAUCAGCAUAAUAUGAAUGAAAAGUUAAAUCGAAAGAAAAACUCACUUUUUCUAUAUAUUCUUAUUCAGUCCAAAAACAUUAUAUUACCUGAAGUAAAUCACAGAUUUAAAAUGUCUUUCAAAGGCUUUUUGACUUCACUGUAUGUAUGAAAAAUCAAGAAUAGGCAAGACUCUAAGCUCAUAUUCAAAGUUAAAAGGUCAAACUAAAUCCCCACAUUCACUCCCAUGUGCCUGCCCAGAUAAUAUAUGUUGGUCAAAUGCGGCUGCUCUGUGUCAGUCGGGUUUUGAAAGGAGAAUCUCUGAUGUUGAACACGCAUAAAGCCAGACGACGCAAUGAGGUGCUCCAUCCCUGCAAGGCUUGGUGCCCUUCUAUGCAACUGACCUGGUGGUUAGAUAUGCGAUGUAGACUGUAAUCACUGCCUUUUAGACACUGUGAAUUUUUGGUACUCUAUAUUUUUGUAUAUUGUACAUUGUAAAAGAUAAUAAACCUUGAUGCCAACCCGG
This is a messenger RNA of Ctenopharyngodon idella (grass carp), 6450 nucleotides long. RefSeq names its product sema domain, seven thrombospondin repeats (type 1 and type 1-like), transmembrane domain (TM) and short cytoplasmic domain, (semaphorin) 5Ba (gene sema5ba). The transcript has 25 exons. Gene Ontology annotation, biological process: axon guidance; negative regulation of axon extension involved in axon guidance; semaphorin-plexin signaling pathway. The record is from RefSeq and is a predicted model, not a curated record. Lineage: Eukaryota; Metazoa; Chordata; Actinopteri; Cypriniformes; Xenocyprididae. The coding region runs from base 552 to 3854 and encodes 1100 amino acids. Gene Ontology annotation, molecular function: semaphorin receptor binding; chemorepellent activity.